This is a messenger RNA of Cuculus canorus (common cuckoo), 1754 nucleotides long. RefSeq names its product T cell leukemia homeobox 2 (gene TLX2). The coding region runs from base 1 to 783 and encodes 260 amino acids. Gene Ontology annotation, biological process: regulation of transcription by RNA polymerase II; animal organ development. The record is from RefSeq and is a predicted model, not a curated record. The transcript is spliced from 3 exons. Gene Ontology annotation, cellular component: nucleus. Gene Ontology annotation, molecular function: DNA-binding transcription factor activity, RNA polymerase II-specific; RNA polymerase II cis-regulatory region sequence-specific DNA binding. NCBI's taxonomy places the organism in Eukaryota, Metazoa, Chordata, Aves, Cuculiformes, Cuculidae.
AUGGAGACGGCGGGGCUGGCGCGGGAGGGGGGCGGGCAGGGCCCCCCGAACCCCGAGCCCAUCAGCUUCGGCAUCGACCAGAUCCUGGGCGGCCCCGAGCCCCGGGCGCCGGGCGAACCGGACUACGGGCUGGGCUACGGCCCCGCCGGCUCCUACAGCCUCAACAUGAGCAUGAACGUGAGCGUCAGCGUCAGCCCCGCGCCCGCCCCGGUCAUCCGCGUCCCCGCGCACCGGCCCGCGCCCCCCGCCCCGCCGGUGCCCGCGAUCCCGGCGCUCACCUUCCCCUGGAUGGAGACCUCGCGCCGCAUCGCCAAGGACCGACUCUCGGCCGCGCUCUCGCCCUUCGCGGCGACGCGCCGGAUCGGGCACCCCUACCAGAACCGCACGCCGCCCAAGCGCAAGAAACCACGCACGUCGUUCAGCCGCGUGCAGGUCUGCGAGCUGGAGAAGCGCUUCCACCGCCAGAAGUACCUGGCGUCUGCCGAGCGCGCCACGCUCGCCAAGGCCCUCAAGAUGACGGACGCCCAGGUCAAGACCUGGUUCCAGAACCGGCGCACCAAGUGGAGGAGGCAGACGGCGGAGGAGCGCGAGGCCGAGCGGCAGCACGCCAACCGCCUGAUGCUGCAGCUGCAGCAGGAGGCCCUGCAGAAGAGCCUGAGCCAGCCGCUGCCGCAGGACCCGCUCUGCAUGCACAACUCCUCGCUCUACGCCCUGCAGAACCUGCAGCCCUGGGCCGAGGACAACAAGGUCACCUCCGUCUCGGGGGUCGCGUCCGUCGUCUGAGGGCGCUGGGUGAGCCGGGAGCCUCGGCACCCCCGGCUCCUGGGACCCCCCGCCAGCAGCCCCCUCCCCACGGCCAGACGGAUCCCCCAGGACCUUUGGCCGCCCCACAGCUCUGGGGCGGUGGCCGUGACCUCGUGUUUGGACGUGAAAGUGCUGACAACGCCUACCUGGACCCCAUCCUGGAGCGCCGACAUGGACCCUCCGGGAAGCCAGUGAUGGGACACCCCCAGGGACCCCAACUCGGACGUCCCAGCUCAGGACCCAUUGGCUCCCAUCAGCACCAUUCCCAGGCAGCCCAGACUCCUCCCCAGGGCCCCCAUCUGGGGGGUCCCAGCUCAGGACCCCCUGCCCCCCAUCGAUGCCACUCCCAGCCAGCCCAGGACCCCCUCCCAUGGCCCCCCCUGCUCCACGAGCAGCUCCUUGGGGAGGGGUCCCAGCUCAGGACCCUCUGUGCCCCCAUCAUCGCCGCUCCCAGCCACUCCAGACCCCAUUACCCCCGCGGCGGCCACAGCCCCCGUCCCUUCCAGGGUGGAUAGAGUGGGGCGCAGGGCAGCCUCCGCCCAGACCCCCCCAUUCCUGGUGCUGGGAGCCCCCCUGCCCGCGCUGGUGGCCACCCUGGGGUCUGUACCACCCGCAUCCGCUUGCCUUAUCCCGGUUGGAGCCCCAUCCGCGGCCCCUGGUCUGGAUGGGGAUUAGGACCCCCGGGCCCCCCAAGAUGGGACAGAUGGAUGGACACGGCUUGCCUGCUCCCAGUUCCCACUGUUUGCUGUCUCCAGGUCUGGAUGUGCCCCCCCAGCGAUGGACUGCGAAUGCCGCUGCACCCCCAAGGAUUGCACCCCCUUCCCAGACCAGGGCUGCCCUUGUGCCCCCCCCAAAUUCUGCAGCCCCCAGGAUCCCCUUUGCCGGCACUUCCCGGGGUCGAACCAGACCCGUGUGCCUGCAGAGGGGUCCAAUGGGGUCUGAACCCCCAA